Molecule: messenger RNA, 918 nt
Organism: Penicillium brevicompactum
Lineage: Eukaryota; Fungi; Ascomycota; Eurotiomycetes; Eurotiales; Aspergillaceae
Exons: 1
Coding region: 1-918 (305 amino acids)
Source: RefSeq, a predicted model, not a curated record
AUGGCCCGAUCCAACCUCUACCUAAUCUUAAUUACCAUUUUCUGUCUUUCAAUGGCAACCGCCCAACCAGUGGAGCCAAAUGCGAAUGUACAGUCGGGCAGACAUCCGAGUGGGGAGAUCGUCACAGAUCGACAAUCAACACAUCAAAAAGCACCACGAGCCAUCGCCACGGCAUCAAACACUACAGACACCGACAUGCCUCUUCCAUACGAUACCCUAGCCUACAAUUUCGCCAACACAACCUCCUGCAUAGACUUCUACAGUGCAUGGCGCGCGAACAAAACAAUAACAGACUGCCACGCCGUCUCGCUCCUCCUCGAGAACUCCAACGCCUUCUUCCACGCCCUCAGAUCCAACACUACCAUCUCCAGCAUCCUCAACUCAUCCUGCACCCAAGAUGUAAACAAGUGCGCCGCCAUCAUGACUGAUCUCGCCAACGACCUCCUCAAAGAUGAAAACUGUCGCGAAGACUACCAUAACGGAAACUCAGUCGUCAAAGGCACAUACCGCGACCUGGUCGCCUACGAGCCCAUGUAUCGCGCGACAUGCUUGAGGAACCCGUCUACUCAGCAGUAUUGCUUUGUCGACGCGGCUUUGAAUUCCACUUCACCGGAUGAUUAUAAUGUUUACUUUAUGACGCUGGGCAAUGCGCUCAGCGCGGGCUCGAAACCUACUUGCAGUAGGUGCUUGCAGUCCACUAUGGAUGUGUACUCUGGUUGGGCCAAGGUUGAUGGUCAGUCGCUUGCUACGACGUAUUUACCUUCUGCCGGGGUUAUCAAUGCACAUUGUGGGGCCGGGUUCGCGGUGACCAAUAUCACUGUUGGAUCUGAUGCUGUCACCGGUAGUGCCGGGAUUGCUGUUCCAUUACCUGGUCUUGCGAUGGUGAUAUCAGCGCUUCUUGCGUUUACCUUCGUCUAG